Spodoptera litura is the source of this 2372-nucleotide messenger RNA. Its product is annotated as putative sodium-dependent multivitamin transporter. NCBI's taxonomy places the organism in Eukaryota, Metazoa, Arthropoda, Insecta, Lepidoptera, Noctuidae. Gene Ontology annotation, biological process: transmembrane transport; sodium ion transport. Gene Ontology annotation, cellular component: membrane. The record is from RefSeq and is a predicted model, not a curated record. Gene Ontology annotation, molecular function: symporter activity.
ACUCGACGCGAGUCGGACCAGUGAACGAGUGUACAAUUAAUUUAUUCACUCAUGACCCGACCGAGCCGAAUAUUCAUUUCCCAGGUGUUCUGCACCUAAACGAACGUUCAAUGAGUUUUGACAUUUAUUUAAUUCCACGUUUUCUGUUAUCAAAAAUAUUUCGCGCCGUUCAGUAUUAUUUUGUUUAGUCAAGGUUAAGUGAUGUAAAAUGCAUGUAAUAAGAGUUCGUGUUAUACAAUUAUAAUGUGUUGAAAACAUUUCCUGAAACUGGAAAACUGAUUGGAGUCAAGGAAGAGAUUGAUUUUAAUUCUGUCCAGAGAAUAAAAUUUUCGAGAUGGUGCAGUCGGUGUUCGGAGUUUGGGACUACGCCAUCAUGGCGGCCACCAUGGUGAUAUCAAUAGCUAUCGGUCUAUAUUUCCGAUUCAGUGGAGGAAAACAGGCCACUAAUGAGGAAUAUCUGCUAGCAGACCGCAACAUGUCAAUAUUACCAGUGGCCGUAUCUCUAAUGGCUUCGUUCAUGUCAGCCAUCACACUACUAGGGGUGUCGGCUGAGAACUAUUAUUACGGCAUGCAGUUCGUAGUAAUCAACAUUUCAUACGGAGUUGCCACCCCUAUCGCCAGCAGAUUGUACUUACCAGUCUUCUUUGGACUGCAAAAAACCAGUACUUAUGAAUACUUAGAGAUGCGAUUCGGUCCGCAUAUCAGAAUGUUGGCAUCUUUGACUUAUACUUUACAAAUGGUGCUUUAUAAUGGUAUAGUUUUAUAUGCUCCUGCUAUAGUACUCGAGGCUGUGACAGGGUUAGACAGACUGAUCUCUAUAUUAGUGGUAGGAUUAGUAUGUACGUUUUACUCAACUUUGGGAGGGAUGAAGGCAGUUCUCUUUACGGAUCUCCUCCAAUCAGCUCUCAUGUUCGGAGCUGUGUUCAGCGUCGUAGUGUUUGCUUCCAUACAAGUUGGAAGCUUCGGACAAAUAUUUGCCAUCGCGAAGGAAGGUGGACGACUUGACUUUUCCAAUUUCAGCGUGAAUCCUACUGAGAGACACACUUGGUGGUCACUGAUUAUUGGAGGACUGGUGACUUAUCUGUCUUUGUAUGCUGUUAACCACACGCAGGUCCAACGGUUACAAACAGUGAACACAUUGGAGCGGUCCCAGAAAUGCUUGUGGUGGAGUUGGCCAGUUCUCAGCGUACUGAGUGUGGUCACCUGCAUCAGCGGUCUUGGCAUCUAUGCUGUUUACAAAGACUGCGAUCCUUUUGUUAGCCACAGUAUUACAGCGAUUGACCAGUUGAUGCCAUACUACGUGGUAGAUGCAAUGAAGAAUGUUCCCGGCUUGGCAGGACUCUUCGUAGCUGGCAUCUUUAGUGCCUCUCUCUCCACGAUCUCUGCAUCUUGCAACGCUUUAGCAGCUGUUACGUUACAUGACUACGUUGGCAGAUGGUGCAAGGUUCCUGCGUCCUACGCACCCUGGUUAACGAAGCUGGCGGCUUGUGGAUACGGUCUAGUGUUCCUAGCUUUGGCUUUCAUAGCUGAGUACCUUGGAGGAGUACUGCAGGCUGCCCUCACAAUUUUCGGAGCUGUUGGUGGACCGUUGCUGGGAGUCUUUACCCUUGGAAUGUUUACUACGUACGCUAAUGAAAGGGCAGUGUCCGUAGCUCUACUAAGUGGAAUGGCAAUGACGCUUUGGAUAAGUUUCGGAGGCCCGCGACCUCCAGUUACCAAGCUACCUCUCAGUGUUGAAGGGUGUGGCUUCUUCAACGUCACGCAGGCGGCUGUUGCACCCACCACCAACCCCAGUGAUUACUUCUACCUCUACAGAAUAUCUUAUAUGUGGACCAGUCCGAUCGGUUUCAUCUGGGUGAUCGUGGUAGGGACGGCGAUAUCCCUAUUAUGGCGUCAGAAACAGCCUUGGGAAAAGCAAGGCCGCUCACACCCGGACCCAGAACUCUUCACACCACCUUUAGCCAACAGGUUAAGGGCCAGACAUGAAGAGAAACCUGCAGUGCAGUGUAAACUGUUACAAUCGAAUGGCGUUCAAGAUUGAUUUACCAACUGUACUUACUUACGUAUUUAUUUAAGUAGACAAUUUUUUAUUUAAGUUAUUUUUUUAUAUAAAAUACCUAUAUAAUUACAAUGAUUGUGAUUCUUACUUUAAUUUUGUUCGCGUUGCUUUAUGGUACAUUCCUAGCUUACCAAUAUACGUUUGGUGCCCAUGGCUACGGUAAUAUUAACGGUUCUGUCACAAAUCUUAUGGGGAAAUAUUUUUCCUAAAGCCUAAAGUUUUGUAGUACUAAUUGAUUGUACGGUUGGCGCGGUGGCUGGGCAACUGGCUGCCGCGCAACGUGUCGCGGGUACGAUUCCCGCACGGAACAACU